AUGACCGACCCAGAUGCCAGCCCAUCAUCCAACCUUCGUCCGCGCCGAGCAACCAAACAACCCGACCUCGAUUCUGACCGCCAUGAUCAUGCCUCGACAGCCAUCUCUCGCCAGGACCACCAGGUCACGACGAACCUCCCUGACGUCUCUGUAACUUCCUCGGAUCUCAACGACGUCAAGGAUGACUACGACGACGCCAGUAUACCGCCUGAUCAGCGACUCCCCCGUUCCCAUCACCCUCGCGCCGAUGACCGAAAUUUCUCUAAAGGCGCCCUCCGUGCUCAUAAGCACAGAACGAAUGGCGCAUUUCUCCUUUCGGAUCCCGCCCUCGGCGCGCAUACUCAACAUACCCAACUACAGUUACCUAAGAGGCAGAGCUUGUUAGAGCAUGGCAGGAAUAAGAUCACUAAGAAUGGCCUGGACAGGUCGCCUGGCCGGCACAAACUUACGGGCCCCUCAAACGAAGUAGGCUUGGGGCUUGUUCAGCGCUCAGGGUCGACAACUGAGCCAUCUGUUCGACAACCAUCCUCCAUCAACGACAGUGCGGUCACGUCGAACCGCGGCUCUUCGGCGGGUGAGACAGUCAUUGGAACAAAUCCAUCCCCACGAACCAGCAUGGCGCUCCUGGAUAUGGAGUCGGCCCAUAUCGUGAACAUGGCUCUUAACCUGAGCGAGUCGAGAAGGAUAGCGUCGCGAAGGAUCAUCUCUCAGCCAGUGCCUUCAAGACUAGGACCAGUGCCGGAAAACAGUACCGGAGGAAGUCUUCGACAACACCUGCAGCAGCAGAGAAAAGUUUCGCGGAAUAUGUCACCUAGACCGGACCACUCCCCGCGCAUCGCAUCUGCACGGUCACUGCAAGCUUCAGCCGGUCUCGAAGCAUACCAGUACCACUUUUCCCAGUCGACCUUGGCAAGAGCGCAGAAGGCAAGGGAAUACUUGGGGCUGAUGGCACAAUACAGACGGCUAUUAGAACUGCUACCCCCAUUGAAGGCCGCCCGAUCAGCAACAUAUUCCACCGUUAGCCCUCCCCUGACGCCUAAUGGCCCUAACUUCCCUUCAAGACCAACCACUCAUGACGCUGAAACAACGAUUGGUCGUCCUUAUAAUCCGCUGCAGUAUAUCCGCAACAGAAAAAUUCGGGCUCGUGAGAAAAAGACAUUGGAUGGAGAGGGUCAGGGCUUCAACGAUGUUGAAAGGGUUUCUGAAUGGGUUGACGAAGUAGCCAAAUGGAUCGCCAAGGGCCAGGACCGAAUACCGGGAAACCCUUCGAUACCUCCGUUCUCUCCGACUCGUAUUCUCUCUCAGGAAAUCCCGCCCCAGUCCCUCGGCUCUAAGCCGACAACAGCAACACCCAAAUUGAAACGACCACGGGUUGAUUGGGCCGUAGAUCCGGCAGAUAUGAUCGCAGACAUCUAUUGGCUUGAACAGGACGACAACAAGUUCCUUGUAGAGGAUAGGAAUUGGAAACGCCUCUUUCCCCAAGGUGGUGCCGAAAUUUACCGUUCGCUCUCAAGAGAUGAUACUCCAGGCUCAAGCAAGAUCUUUUCCAACUCCAACAGCAUCACGGCUCUAGACAAGGCUCGCACGGAACAGUCACCCCAAGUUCAACCGCACGGCUUUAGUGCCAGUCGGGCUCGGGACAAAGCACAACAGAAACUUCGGGCGAUCAGGGAAUCCCACCAUCGAGCCAACAGCUCCAUAUACAAUCGCGAUAUUCUUCGCAUCCAUAGACGCUCCUUUUCAGAGUCGUCUGAUACAGACAGCGAUCGGAAGCGACGGGGCAGACACGGGACCAUCUCCAGUAGUGGUAAGGACAUACUGGCAAGGCAGAUGGAAGACAUGAUUGCUCAGGAGCAGAGAGAUAUCGAAGCGCAUCCUCUUUAUGACCAGGAUACGCAACAGCUGAAGCUCCCAGAUGCUGGAUUAGCGAUGCCCGAAAAGGGUCAGGAGUGGCCGCGGAUUACAUCGACGUCUGAUGGGGCUGACAAUGUUGAAGGCCGCAGGCCGGCAUCCCGCUCUGAGCCGGCUGAUUUGGAAGGUUCUAAUACCAAGUACCAAGCCAAGCCAGCCCCGGCACAGGUUCUCGCUGGACGGGCUGGCGUUGGGUCACUGAGUGGCGAUGGGCGGAUUUCAACGGAUUACGAUACAUCACCGCCAUAUUCGCCUGACUUGCGGCCAAUGCAUGACGCACUAAUUCCUAGACUAAGCACGGACAUGUCGGCAAGGCCAUCGAGACCAAGCUCACCGAUAGCGAGGUCACCGAGCAAAAACCCCCUGACCAAAGUUAGGAGCAUAUUCCGAGAUCGCAGUAACGAGCAUUUGGCUGAGCUCCCAUCACACAUCGGAAGAGACGAGAACCCCGAAUCAACGCAGUUUCUGUACGAUCGGCAACCAGUAGAGUCUCCAACCACACUAGGAUUUGGAACUGGCAUGCUUUCACCUCCCAAGCGGAAGACCUCCCGUAGUCCUCUUCGCAAAAUAGUGACAAAAGGAACCGACUCUAGCCAAAAGUCGAAUAAGAGCACAGGGAUUUACAAACUUCGGGAGGAUGGUAACAGUAGCCUGAAAGGGCUAUUCCGGGGUCAACGCAUUGAUAGUGUUUUGCGUAGUGGUGUUUCCAAAGUCAGCGAUAUGUUCUGGCGAAAAGAGGCUGCCCCAGGUCCCUUGGACAAGUAUGAUUCUUCGGAUGAGUCUGAUGCGGAGAGUCGAGGAAGGUCCAGAUCCUUACCCAGGUCGCCACCACGAAAAGCCAGUCGUAGUCCGUCUAACCACGGAAAGGCGAACGGGGAGAAGAACUACCUGGAUGUUAUGCCACAGUUUAUACCCACCGCGGAAAAGCGUCAUAGCAAGACCAAGUCCGUUGGCGGCUCGAUCGACCCGAACGGUUUGCUUAGCGCUAGUCCCCCUUCGCAACCGCUCAGCCGUCGGUCCUCCCGCUUUGAACUUCUGAAACCGCCCAAAAUCGACAUUCAGAAUGCAUCGCCGACGUCAUCUCCAGGUCCGCUGGAGAUCACUUCCUUACGUCCAUGGGGGCCUUCCGACGUACCUGACGUGGAAGGCUCGCGGAAGAGCAGCGUCAAUACAGACGCUGGUGGUGUACAAGACGCCGACGCUCGCCUGAACGCCAUGUUAUCCAUGGCUAAAGGACGUCAACUCGCCAACAGUUCCUCAGCAGGAUGCUGGUCCAUAGCCGCCGACCGAGAGAACGCCACUCCCGUCCCUCCCCAGACCAUCGUUUCCAAGCGGGAGAUUGCCCGAUUACGUGCGCUUCUCCUAAGCUCCGGCAUCCACGCAAUGGAAAUCGACAGGCGCGCUAAAGCCGACAAGCUCUUGAACACCUCCAACAAGACCGACCACGAAAACGCCAACACCACAACCGCUGAUAGCCACAUCAACAACAACUCCCGUCUCUCCUGGCCAGACAUAGUCGCCCUCUCCCCCGACCCUUCCACUCGUCAACAGCUCCUUGUCCGCCCCGUUUCCCAGAUCGAUGUCUUCCCCUUGGCCGCCAACAUCCUCUCCACCUCCAUCCAAAACUCUGCAACGGCAUUCCAGUCCUCCGUCGCCGUCUUCCAAACCCAAACCGCCCCGCACAUGACCAACCGUGUCGAAGCGCUGCGGAGCCGAAUCAGCGGCGAGCUGACGGAGAUGACGAGGCGAGCGGCUGAGGAGGCGGACGACGCCGGCGGCGAUCUGAUGACACACCAGCGGCUGAAGGUGAAGAGGGUGGUGGAUAUGAUUGACCGAAUGGUGAGGAGACGGCGGAGGCGCUUUAGGUGGGUGAGGAGAGCUGGGUGGUUGGCGGUUGAGUGGGUGCUGGUGGGCUUUAUGUGGUAUGUGUGGUUUGUGGUGAUGAUUGCGAGGGUGUUUUUGGGGAUUGGGAGGGGAGUGGUUGGGGUGGGGAGGUGGUUGUUGUGGUUGUAG
This is a messenger RNA of Neurospora tetrasperma FGSC 2508, 3924 nucleotides long. RefSeq lists its product as uncharacterized. Lineage: Eukaryota; Fungi; Ascomycota; Sordariomycetes; Sordariales; Sordariaceae. The transcript is spliced from 2 exons. The coding region runs from base 1 to 3924 and encodes 1307 amino acids. The record is from RefSeq and is a predicted model, not a curated record.